UUCCCUGCUCUGUGUUUAGCAGUUUGUAGUGCGCUGCUGCUGGUGACUGAACGAGCAAGUGAACACAACGCAAAACAACGAAGCUAGGAACGGCAUCGACGUCUCGCAACAUAAGAUUGUCGUCGUUUCAUAACAUCACAUUGCGGAUUCAGUUGGGGUUUAACUGCCACUCGGGACGGUAGAUCGCGCUUACAAUUGUUUUGUGACCAAAAGCAAAAAAAAAAAAAAACCAGAACCAAACCAAAACCAGUGUGUGUAAAUGUGUGUUACAUGAAUGUGAAUUGGUGUGUGUGUGUGAGAGAAUUGUACAACAUAUCAUCAGACAGAAAAUAGGUGAUUUGAAAAAAUUAUCGAAAUUCUCCAAGGGCCAUUGAUAAAAUACAAAACAGCAACUGAGUCAACCAUUGGCUCAUUAUCACCCACAAAAAUCCCAAUAACAACAGCAGCAACAACAAGCAGCCAAUAUCAUCAAUUCUCUUAAGGCCAAGUGUCAAUUUUAAGUUUUGUUUCUCACUCUCUCUCUCUGUGUCGGCCCCAAAACUAAAAGUGAAAAUAUCCAAACAACAACAAUCAAAAGUAUUUUGAGAAAAUCAAAUUGGUAUUUAGUGUUAUUUGUUUUUGUUGCCAAAAAAAAAAAAACUAAUCAAUCAUUAUGCGUUCCGAUGAACCUGUGCCGGGUUUCAGCUCGGCCUCACCCUGGCCCACCUUGGAUUUGGAAUGGGGCCGCAAAUUGUAUCCCACAGCGGCACCACGCACCGCCAGCGGCCUUAUGUUUGGCCUGCCACCAACAGCCGCCGAUUUAAAUCAGCCGCGUGGACCCAUGACCUCGCUGAAGGAGGAACCGUUGGGCGCCAGGGCCUGGAUGCAGCCGGUGGUGGAUCAGAGCAACCUCGGCAUUGGCCGCGCCCACUUUGAAAAACAACCGCCCAGCAAUUUACGAAAAUCAAAUUUCUUUCAUUUUGUCAUCGCCCUCUACGAUCGCGCCGGUCAACCCAUAGAAAUCGAACGCACCGCCUUUAUAGGUUUCAUCGAAAAGGAUUCGGAAUCGGAUACAACGAAAACUAAUAAUGGCAUACAAUAUCGUCUGCAGCUGCUGUAUGCAAAUGGUGCCCGCCAGGAACAGGACAUAUUUGUGCGUCUCAUCGAUUCGGUGACAAAACAAGCUAUCAUCUAUGAGGGCCAAGAUAAAAAUCCCGAAAUGUGUCGGGUACUGUUAACACAUGAAGUUAUGUGCAGCCGCUGUUGUGACAAAAAAAGUUGCGGCAACCGCAAUGAAACACCAUCGGAUCCUGUCAUUAUUGAUCGAUUCUUUUUGAAAUUCUUCUUGAAAUGCAAUCAAAAUUGUUUGAAAAAUGCUGGCAAUCCCCGAGAUAUGAGAAGAUUUCAGGUUGUCAUUUCCACCCAGGUGAGCGUGGAGGGCCCCCUCUUGGCCAUAUCGGACAAUAUGUUUGUGCACAACAACUCGAAACAUGGUCGCCGCGCCAAACGUUUGGACACCACGGAAGGUACAGGCAAUCACUCCCUGUCCAUAACGGGACAUCCCCUUGCGCCUGACAGUACCUAUGAUGGUCUCUAUCCCCCCUUGCCAGUGGCCACACCCUGCAUUAAAGCCAUAUCGCCCAGUGAGGGUUGGACAACAGGUGGCGCCACCGUCAUUAUUGUGGGAGACAAUUUCUUUGAUGGCCUGCAGGUGGUGUUCGGUACAAUGCUUGUCUGGAGUGAAUUGAUCACCUCACAUGCCAUACGUGUCCAGACCCCGCCCCGACAUAUACCAGGUGUUGUCGAAGUUACUCUUUCGUAUAAGAGCAAACAGUUUUGUAAGGGCUCACCGGGACGUUUUGUUUAUGUGUCUUUAAAUGAACCCACCAUCGACUAUGGUUUCCAACGUUUACAAAAAUUGAUACCCCGCCAUCCAGGAGAUCCAGAAAAGCUACAAAAGGAAAUCAUCUUGAAAAGGGCAGCUGAUCUUGUUGAGGCUUUGUACUCAAUGCCAAGAUCCCCCGGCGGUUCCACCGGCUUCAACUCAUAUGCCGGCCAAUUGGCAGUCAGCGUCCAGGAUGGUUCUGGCCAAUGGGCCGAAGAUGAUUAUCAAAGGACCCAGUCGAGCAGUGUCAGCCCACGUGGAGGCUAUUGCAGCAGUGCAUCGACACCCCACAGUUCGGGAGGUUCAUACGGGGCCACCACCACAGCUGGUUCAAAUGGCUAUGGAGCCACAACCAAUAUGGGUACGUUGUCAACUUCCCCGGGCAGUGUCUUCAAUUCCACUUCAAGAGUUGGCAGUUUAAGCUUCAAUCCCUUCACAUUGCCCACAUGCAAUACCCAAGGCUAUAGUAGUACACAAUUGGUGACAUCAACUAAAUAAUAUUACUACUAAAUCAACCAGGCGGGGAUUUUCAAUAUCAAAAAGGCUUAAACCCGAACCAGUAGGAACAUGGUAUAACUUCUAUAUUCUUGAUGGCUAAAACAUGGCAGAUGUGUGCAAUAUCAAAUAAAUCAAUCUGCUGUUAUUAAAUGGAACGGCUCAAAAAGGGGUUUCGAAAUCGAAAAACGCCCUUAUAAAUCCAGCAGCUCCAUAAAAUUAGCCUCUCCCCAAAAAAACAAGUAUCAUAUCACAUUACAACAAAUCUCAAUACAAAUCAAAAUAUUUAAUAAUUAACAAAAACAACAACAACAUUAAAUAAUUAACAAAAACAAAACAACAACAAAUUUAAUGUAUACGAGUUAAAACAUAUAUCAUUUUUUAUUAUUAUUAUUACUACAAUUUGUAAUAGUAAUGCUACAAGAAAGAAACCCGCAUGAGAAAGCCCUUAACAAAUGCUAAUAGUAUUUCAUACAUUCUUUAAAUAAAACAAAAAUUUUUGCUAAAAAGAAUAUUGAAAAAAAAAAUUGAAAAUAAAACCAUGCAUCAAAAUGUUAUUAACAAUAAGUAGGCAAAUUUAUAUUAAAAAAAGACAUAUCCCCCAAGAAUGAGGUUGAAUAAAAAUGCAGUGGGUAAUUUUUGUAAUUUAUGUGUUCACAAAUGCAGUGGAAUAGUAAAUUUUUCUCAAGAUUUUAUCGAUAUAGUUUGUUGUGUGGCCAGGUCACUUUAUUUUUUAUUUUUAUUUUUAAUUUUUUGCACUAUAUCUUGGAAAAGUUAAAAAACUGUUGGAUAAAAGGAAAUUUUCUCGGAUUUUGUCUAGUAUAAUGUAAUGUGUGGCCAGGCCGCUAUAUUUUUCAUAGAUUUUUUCCAAUUUGUGUGUUCAGAAAUACAGUUGGAUAGUUCAUUUUUGGCUAAAAAUACGUUUUUUAGGAUUUUGGCUACAUAAUUUUAUGUGUGGCCAGGACACUUUAUUAUAUAUAUAUUUUUUUGCAAUAUAAAGAUUGUUUACAAUUCUAUAGGAAAGAUAAUUUGGGGCUGGAAUGAGAAUUUCAAAUUAUUUUUAGACAAAAUUUAAUGUGUGGCCAGGACACAUUAUUGUUUUUUGCGAGAAACUUUCUAGAAUUUUGGCUACAUAACUUGAUGUGUGGCCAGACCACUUUAUUACAUAUUAAACUUUUGAAGCUAUUCAUCCCAAAAAUUUUUUUUAGACAAAAGAAAAAUUUCUAGGAUUUUGUCUAAGACAAUAUGAUGUGUGGCCAGGACACUAUAUUAAAUAUUGUUUUUUUCAAUAUAUGUCUUCAGAAAUGCAGUUGGAAAAUUAAUUUUUUGCUACAAAGAAAACUUCUAAGAUUUAAUCGAAAUAAUCUGAUGUAUGGCCAGGACACUUUAAUAAAUAUUAUUUUAACCUUUUUUUGCAAUAUAUGUGUUCAGAAAUGCAGUUGGAAAUUUAUUUUUUUACAACAAUAAAAUUUUUAAGAUUUAGUCGAAAUAAUUUGAUGUCUGGCCAGAUCACUUCAUUUUACAUAUUAAUUGUUUUCGCAAUAAACAUGUUCUCAAUGCUGUUCAAAAUUAUUAUUUUUUUUACUAAAAAUAAACUUUCUAAUAAUUUGUUGACAUAAUUUGAUGUGUGGCCAGAUCACUUUAUUUUUACAUUUUUCCAAAAUUUUCUUGAAACAAAGAUUUGAGUAUUUGCUAUUAUGUCGCCAUAAAUUGAGGUGUGGCCAGGACACUUCAUUAUAACAGCUGUUAUUAAUCCCCCUCCUUCUUUAAUUUAUCAAUAAAAAUGUUUAUAGGAGUAAAAAUCAACAAUUAACAAAACACGAAAUUUUCUAGGAUUUUGUCGACAUAAUUUAAUGUGUGGCCAGAUCACUUUAUUACAUUUUACAUUUUUGACUGUAUUUUAUACACAAAUUUAGUAUUUUCUUUAAAUAAAGAUUUACUUUUUUCAAUUUUGGUUGUUAUAAGUUGACGUCUGGCCAGGACACCUUAUUAUAUCGGCUGGUAUAAUUCCCCUGCUUUCUUUCUAGCUUUUCUUCAAUAAAAAUGACCGUAAGAGUAAAAAAUAACAGUAUUUGCAUAUGUCACAGUUAAAGUUGCUGUGUGGCCAGAUCACUUAAUAAAAUACUACUGUUAUCGAUAAAACGAUUGUUUUCACAAAUUCCCUCUUUGGUGAGAAAAUGAGAAAUCACCGUUAUUUAAGAACAUUAAAUGCAAUUGUGAACCGGUAAAUUAGAAAAAUUACUCUCUCUCUCUCUCUCUCUCUCUUAUACAGGGUUUACAUUACUAGAUUUGUUUUCAUUUGAUCUGUUUUGUAUAAAUUAUUAUGUAUUCAAGUAAUUAGCAAAUUUUAUAUAAAUUGCAAUUGAUUUGUAUUCUAUUUGACUAACCGAUUUGAAUGGACUUAACAACAAAUCCUGUCAUGUAAACCUUCUAUAAAAUCAUAACAUCAAAACUACAUUAGAGAAUUUCAAAAACGAAAAACAGCUGAUAUAUAAAUAAUUACAAAUUUAUAAUAAAAAACAAACAAAAAACAACAACAUAUACUUAAACAUAUCGUUAAAAUUUUGAAUAAUCUACAAAAAUAAUUUUGUUCAUUUUUUUCUUAAAAGAAAAAUAUAUAACAAAAAAAAUUAUAAUAAGAUCAACAUAUACACAAAUCACAAUAUUAUGUGCUACAAUGCCAUGCAUACCCACAAAACGUACAUAACCACAUACAUUAUACAAACAAAAAACAACAAUAUGUUUACACAAACAUUUUCGCAUAUGUACUUUAUAGGAUAAAACUAAUUAAAUUAAAUGCUGUUAUAUAUAUAAAAAAAAACAAAAUCAUAUUAAUAUUAAAAGACAACCCACAAAACACACACACAUGCUAAUGUAAACCUUUUUUUUGUAUGUAACUAUUUGUUGUUAUGAUUA
This is a messenger RNA of Musca domestica (house fly), 5275 nucleotides long. It is a transcript of the gene kn, whose product is annotated as transcription factor collier. The record is from RefSeq and is a predicted model, not a curated record. Gene Ontology annotation, molecular function: DNA-binding transcription factor activity, RNA polymerase II-specific; RNA polymerase II cis-regulatory region sequence-specific DNA binding. Gene Ontology annotation, biological process: regulation of transcription by RNA polymerase II. NCBI's taxonomy places the organism in Eukaryota, Metazoa, Arthropoda, Insecta, Diptera, Muscidae. The transcript has 11 exons. Bases 653 to 2362 code for a protein of 569 amino acids.